This is a messenger RNA of Fonsecaea erecta, 2223 nucleotides long. RefSeq lists its product as hypothetical. The transcript has 3 exons. Gene Ontology annotation, biological process: DNA-templated transcription; positive regulation of transcription by RNA polymerase II. Gene Ontology annotation, molecular function: sequence-specific DNA binding; zinc ion binding; DNA-binding transcription factor activity, RNA polymerase II-specific. The record is from RefSeq and is a predicted model, not a curated record. NCBI's taxonomy places the organism in Eukaryota, Fungi, Ascomycota, Eurotiomycetes, Chaetothyriales, Herpotrichiellaceae. The coding region runs from base 1 to 2223 and encodes 740 amino acids.
AUGACUGGACCUGAAAACGGCUCAAUGCCACCAGAGACACCCCCUGAGCCAUUCUUCCAGAGGCCGAACAAGCGUUCCCGGGUUGUGGUUGCUUGUUUGAGGUGUAAAACAAGACGUCAAAAGUGCGACAACAAAUUACCGGCAUGCUCCAAUUGCGCCAGGGCGAAGCUGAACUGUGUCUUCCCAGAGAAUGAGUAUCCGACAUCUUAUGUCAAAGCACUACAAACCCGGGUUGCGUGGCUGGAAGCACAGCUGGACUCGUCACAGACGACUCGACCAGGAGGCCAUCUCUCCAUUGGCGACAGCAACGAUGCUGCAGCAACAAGCUCAGAAGGGCGAAUGGCUUCCCCGCCUAGCACUCCAAAUCUGGCGAGCAGUGUUGGCUUAUUGUCUCUACAAGCGGCAGCCGAACCUCAAUACUUUGGAGUGUCAUCUGGGGUGUCCCUAGCCUUGAUGAUUGAGUCGGCCGUCUACGAGAAAGCACGCCCUCUUUCCAGCUUGAGUUUACCUGCAGAGACGGUUGAAAGUCCAUUCGCGAGCAGUAGCCGGGGUGCUAUUCCAACCGCCACAGCUCCCUUGCUGCCGGUAGAGAAGGCAACGUCUUUCCUGGCUGCUUAUCUAUCCUAUAUUCACCCUAAUUUCCCAUUUCUCUCCAAGCGUCAACUAUGGAAGGCCCACCACAGUCGGCACGAGAUGGAGAAUUCUAACUCCAAUGAAGCACGACAUGAUCAUGUGGUGUUGCUGCUGGUGUGUGCGAUAGGUGCUCGCUGUUUGAAACUCGUGGGAUCAGACCAGGUCGCCGAAUCUGAGCCAGAAAGCCUUUAUCAUUCAGCCAUGGCGAAGCUUCAAGAUCAACUCAACGUGCCAAGCGUUCAGAACAUCCAAGUUAUCCUCCUGGUGGCCAUCUACGCAUUACGUUCCCCAUCAGGCUCUAGCAUAUGGCACCUGUGUGGUUUGAUGAUCAGGCAAUGUAUCGAACUAGGACUUCACCGGCAGCUACGAAAAGACGACAACACAGCACAUUCAGACGAAUUUAAAAGGCGGCUAUUUUGGAGUAUCUAUCACCUGGAGCGGAGAAUCGUUCUCGUUCUGGGAAGGCCGUUGACGAUAGCCGAUGAUGAGAUCGACAACCCACUGCCGAGCGAGAUUGAAGACGACCAUUUCCAGGACGCCGCAGAGCUUCCAGGGAUCAGUCGUGAUCACUCAGCCUUGGACCCAAAUAGCCAGCCACGAAGAUGUUCUGCAGGUGCGAGGACCGACAUCCUGUUCCACGUGCAUAAUAUCCGGCUCGAUCAAAUCAACGCGAAAACCCGUCUCGCAUUCUCCCGUCUCGCGAAGUCGGGUCGUGGGAUCAAGGUCGAGCAAAAAAUUGCCAAACGAUUUCAAGAACUUGAGGAUUGGAAAACCGCCAUGUUUGGACACUCUGUCGGAGGGGAUGCCUCAGCGGACUUGAUGUCGUCCACUUUCAGAACUCCUGUUCAAACCCCGGUGUCGCGGCCUGCCCUGCCAGAAGCACAACGUCUUGCGUUGCUGCUCAACUAUCAUCGAGCUCGCCGCGUGUUCCUCCAGACCAUCCUCACUGAAAUCCAGCUGCUCAAUCGGCCAUUUCCGUAUGCUUCCUUUGCCAAAUCAUCGGGCGAAGUCUGCCAGCUGAAUCGGCGACUUCACCGUAUACGAUCUGUGCCCUUCACGCUGCUCGAUCUGCACUCGGUCUUUGUCGCUGGGUUCUCCAUGAUCUACUGCGCGUGGUCUGAUCCCAGUCUCUACGACGCUGAAAUGGCGGCUGACUUGGGUGCUUGCUCAACUGUCCUGUAUUUGAUUGCCGAACAGUGGGGCGAAGGGGCGAAGAAGUACCGGGACGCCUUCGAGCUCAUUGCGGGCAAGACGGCAGAGUACGUCCUCAGCCCAAGGCGGCCACAGACGAGCAGCCAUCAGCAAUCGGUCCCCGUUAGUGUCCACCCACUGGCGCGCGAAUCAGUUGCCCCCAGCGACACGGCCCUGAGCGGUACGAUGCCACCACAUCCGACUUCUCAUGAUAUAGAUCGAUCCGGUAGUGAUGGCUGGACCAAAGAUAGCUUCGACGUCUGGCAGAUGAUGACCGAGUUCGUGCAAACGCAGGACAGCGACUACGAGUGCGACCCUGUCAACUUUAGAGAGAUCGAGGCUUUUCUGACGGAAGAGGGUUUGGGAUGGUUCAACGGGGGCACGGGCACGAGCUUCUGA